UGAUCGAAGAAAAUGAAGGCGGUUAGAAAAAUCAGAACCACGAAGGCGGGAACUGCACAAGUAGCUUCCAAAGUCAUGGUCAUAGAAUCAAAUCAGUAUUUUCUUUUAUUUUGUUUUUUAGUUUUCAUAUAUCUUUAUAAAAAUAGCUUGAAGUAGAGAGUUUCUGCAUAGUUGCUUAAUUCUACAACCCGUUUGGAAAGAAAGAUGAAGAUGAAAGCUACUAAAACAGGCGUUUCUUCUUCGCUACUCUUCUUUCUCUUCGCCAUCUCUAUAGGGACAUUGUUCUCCGCAGACUUCGCCGCAGCACAAAAUACGACAACAACCACACAGCCAAUAAGUGUGGGCGUGGUGAUUGAUUUCGAAAGAUGGGUUGGAAAAUUGGGGUUGAGUUGCAUAGAAAUGGCUCUUUCCGAUUUCUAUGCCUCUCUUGGCUAUAACUACAAAACCAGGCUUCAUAUCAAUGCCAGGGAUUCCAAAAAUGACGUAAUCGGAGCUGCUUCUGCAGCUCUAGACCUGAUAAAGAAUGCACAAGUUAAAGCCAUAAUAGGGCCUCAGACAUCCAUGCAGGCCAAUUUUGUUGUCGAUCUUGGUGAAAAAGCUCAAGUUCCUAUCAUAUCUUUCUCAGCUACCACACCCUCUCUCAACACCAGGAGUUCAUACUUCUUCAGAGCUACAGAAUGCGUAACAACUCAAAUUAAAGCCAUUACUUCACUGGUUCAAGCCUUUGGAUGGAGACAAGUCGUCCCUGUUUAUGUGGACGACAUAUAUGAAGAAGGACUGAUACCUUCUCUCACUGAAGCUCUGCAACAGAUCGAUGCUGGUGUCCCUUACAGGAGUCUCAUUUCUCCGAAAGCCAACGAGGAUCAAAUAGAAAAAGAGCUUUACAAGCUGAUGUCAAUGCAGAGCAGAGUUUUCAUUCUCCAUACGUCUUCUGAUAUGGGUUCUAGGCUUUUAACAAAGGCAAAAGAGAUUGGUAUGAUGGAAGAAGGAUAUGUUUGGAUAAUGACAAAUGGCAUGACUAAUAAUCUUUUUCAAUUGAAAUCCAAUUCUUCGAUCAUGAAUUCUAUGCAAGGGACAUUGGGUAUAAAGACCCAUGUCCCGAAGACAAAUAAGCUUAAAGACUUCAGAGCUCGAUGGAAGAGGAAAUUUCGGCAGGACAAUCCAGACAUACAUGAUAUUGAACUGAAUGUUUUCGGAUUAUGGGCUUAUGAUGCUGCCAUAGCUCUGGCUAGAGCAGUUGAAGAGGUUGGGAUUGGAAAGUGGGACUUCAAGAAGGACAACAAUGUUUCAGAAAACCAAAAUACAGACCUUGAGUCAUUUGGGGUUUCUCAAAAUGGUCACAAAAUCAGUGAAGCAUUAACAAGGGUGAGAUUCACUGGUUUGGUAGGAGAUUUCAGAUUUGUCAACAGGCAGUUAGAUGUUUCAACUUUCGAGAUAAUCAAUGUCAAUGGUAAUUGGGAAAGAGUGGUCGGAUUUUGGACACCCGAGAAGGGAUUGGUAAGAAAUUUGAGUUCGACAACCACGAGCAACAAAAUGAAUUUGAGAGAUAAUUUGGGACCAAUUAUAUGGCCUGGUGAACCUUCAUCAACUCCAAAAGGAUGGGAGAUGCCGAUAAACGGGAAAAAGUUGAAAAUUGGUGUUCCACCCAAACGUGGUUUCAAUGAGUUUGUUGACGUGAAAUAUAAUAAUGCAACAAACAGAACCGAAUUCCAUGGCUACUGCAUAGACGUCUUUGAGGCCGUAGUGAAUGCUUUGCCUUUUGGUCUUGCCUAUGAAUUUAGUGCGUUUGCGAAGCCAAAUGGUGAUAUUAACGGUACUUAUGAUGAUUUGGUCUAUCAAGUGCACCUUGGGAACUUCGAUGCUGUGGUUGGUGACGUAACGAUUAGAUUCAACAGAUCCUUGCAUGUAGACUUCACACUGCCAUUCACAGAAUCUGGUGUGACAAUGAUCGUUCCGGUUAAAGACAAACGGAGCAAAAACCCAUGGGUUUUCUUGAAGCCUUUGACGCGGGAUCUUUGGGUGACAACUUUUUGCUUCUUUGUCUUCGUCGGUUUUGUUGUUUGGGUCCUUGAGCAUCGGAUAAAUGAAGAUUUUCGAGGUCCUCCUUCACACCAAAUUGGCACAAGCUUCUGGUUCUCCUUCUCAACCAUGGUCUUCUCUCAUCGGGAGAGAGUGGUUAGCAACUUGGCGAGGUUUGUGGUAACAGUAUGGAUAUUUGUGGUGUUAAUACUGACUCGGAGUUACACUGCAAGUCUAACCUCACUUCUAACAGUCCAACAACUCCAGCCAACUGUGACGGACUUAAACCAGUUGCUUAAAAACGGAGAGAAUGUGGGUUACCUCAAAGAUUCUUUUGUUUUAGGACUUUUGAAAGGUCUCGGAUUUCCCGAAUCCAAGCUUAAGACUUAUGAAUCCUCGGAAGAAUUAGAAUUAUUAUUUAAAAAGAAAAAAGAAGAAGGUGGGAUCGCUGCUGUUUUAGAUGAAUAUCCCUACAUGAAACUCUUCCUUGCAAAGUAUGGCUCGAAAUAUGCAAUGGUUGAACCCUCAUUUAAAACUGAUGGCUUUGGCUUUGUUUUUCCAAAAGGCUCGCCUCUGGUGCCAGAUAUUUCAAGGGCAAUCUUAACUGUAACAGAGCGAGGCACAACAAAGGAAAUAGAAAAGAAAUUGUUUAGGCAAGUAACUAAUUACCAAGACUUUAACUCACAAGUUUCCUCAAACGUUCUUGGUCUUGAAAGCUUUUGGGGUUUAUUUCUCAUUGCUGGAGUUGCUUCACUCUCAGCUCUCAUAGUAUUUGCGGCUAUAUUUAUCUAUCAGCAAAGGCAAAUCAUCACUGAUUCUGAUAGAGUGGAUUCAAUAUGGGAAAAAGUACUCGAAAUGCUAAGAAUCUACGACCACAAGGACUUGAGUUCGCAUACUUUUAAGAAGAAUGCUGAAGUUGAAUAAGACAGAGAAGGUGAUCAUGUGGUUGAUGGGGCAUGUGAAGGCUCAACAGAAAUCAACUUGCAUCCCAGUCCAUCUGCUUAUUCAAUCCACACAGAUCAGUCAGACUUAGCAUUCUUAGGAGAGCAGGAAACUCCUCCCGGGGAAUUUGGAAGUACAAACCAACCAAUUUCUGAUAUUGAACUUGGUUUUGUAGCACACCAAGAGACACCCAAUUACAGCUCCUGAAACCCAUGGUAAUAAUUGAUCAAACAAGGUAAUCGAUUGUUUUGUAGAUCAUUAGUGUACAAGUAAUUUGCUCUAGUUCAAAAUAGAGGGAUAACAUGUAGAUAAGGUCCAUGUUUUUUUACAUGUAUAUUUUACUUGGAAAAAGAAUGGAAUCUCAUAUACUUUGAAAUUCUUGGUCUGAAAUGGUUUAUGGGAUUGAUCUAACAGAUUUUCAUGAAGAACUUGACUGUUUAAUGAUGCUGCUUAUGAAAAUGAUUAACUAGGCUUUAUAUGUACACACAGUACUUUCUUAUAUUCUCACUUCCCUGUCGGAUACUUGGGAUUAUGAAUUAUUGAAUUUGUAAUGGGGUUUCCAGAAAUUAUUAUGAACGGGCCAUUGCACUUGUGCUGUUGUUGAAUAAUGGGCCAUUGCACUUGGUCCUCUUUACAGGGCCUAGUUUUAUUUUUUAGAAUCUGCAGUACUGGGCUUAUUAUGGUAAAAACU
Molecule: messenger RNA, 3652 nt
Organism: Ziziphus jujuba (common jujube)
Lineage: Eukaryota; Viridiplantae; Streptophyta; Magnoliopsida; Rosales; Rhamnaceae
Product: glutamate receptor 2.7
Exons: 5
Coding region: 205-2943 (912 amino acids)
Cellular component (GO): plasma membrane
Molecular function (GO): glutamate-gated receptor activity
Source: RefSeq, a predicted model, not a curated record